Molecule: messenger RNA, 10476 nt
Organism: Temnothorax curvispinosus
Lineage: Eukaryota; Metazoa; Arthropoda; Insecta; Hymenoptera; Formicidae
Product: syntaxin-1A
Exons: 10
Coding region: 1-879 (292 amino acids)
Biological process (GO): exocytosis; intracellular protein transport; synaptic vesicle fusion to presynaptic active zone membrane
Cellular component (GO): SNARE complex; presynaptic active zone membrane; synaptic vesicle
Molecular function (GO): SNAP receptor activity; SNARE binding
Source: RefSeq, a predicted model, not a curated record
AUGACCAAGGAUAGAUUAGCGGCCCUCGUCGCGACCCAGUCGGACGACGACGAUGUGACGGACGAUGUGUCCGUCAACGUCGGGGCGGAUGACUUCAUGACGGAAUUUUUCGCGGAGGUGGAGGAGAUCCGCGAAAUGAUAGAUAGGAUCCAGACGAAUGUGGAAGAUGUGAAGAAAAAGCACAGCGCCAUCCUCUCCGCGCCGCAGACCGAUGAGAAGGUGAAACUGGAACUGGAAGACCUGAUGUCUGACAUCAAGAAAACCGCUAACAAAGUGAGGGCUAAAUUAAAGGUGAUAGAGCAGAACAUCGAGCAGGAGGAGCACACGAACAAAUCGUCAGCGGAUCUGAGGAUACGCAAAACCCAGCACUCGACGUUGUCCAGGAAGUUCGUUGAGGUGAUGACGGAGUACAAUCGGACACAGACCGAUUACAGGGAGCGGUGUAAGGGGAGAAUACAACGACAGCUCGAGAUCACGGGGAGAACGACCACCAACGAGGAACUCGAGGAGAUGCUGGAGCAAGGAAAUCCAGCCGUCUUCACGCAAGGGAUCAUCAUGGAAACGCAACAAGCAAAACAGACUCUUGCGGACAUCGAGGCGCGUCACGCUGACAUCAUUAAACUUGAAAACUCCAUCAGGGAGCUGCACGAUAUGUUCAUGGACAUGGCCAUGUUGGUGGAGAGCCAGGGCGAGAUGAUAGAUCGCAUAGAGUACCACGUGGAACAUGCGGUGGACUACGUGCAGACGGCCACGCAGGACACCAAAAAAGCACUCAAGUAUCAAAGCAAAGCCCGACGGAAGAAGAUUAUGAUCAUGAUUUGCCUCGCCAUAUUGGGCGUUGUCGUCGCCACCACCAUCGGUGGAUACUUCGGACUGUGAACGCCAAAACCAGAAAAGUCCAAAGACAUCAGCAGCAUCGUGUACCUAAUUCCGAACCGCCGGCAGCGCCAGCAUUCACUCAUAUCACUUCGAUACGUGAAGCUGAUCGCCAUCGGACGAAAGGAGAUCGUCAUUGUCGAAGGCGUCAUCAUCGGCGCACUUCUAUCGUAACACCCAUCAUCGCUAGAGCUAGAGCCUUCAGUCUAUUACACGCGUUCUCCAGCUCGACACGAAGAAAACCAAAGAGAUAAAGGAACAUCGGUGUCGCCGUCGACGUCAUCAUCAUCGCCAUCCUCAUCAUUGUUCGUCAUCAUCGUCAUCGUUGCGUUUGCGUCAUCUUCGUCUUAAAAGUCUCCUCUGAUAGCUAGUGCGCUAGUCGCGUUUGGUCGAAAAGAAAAAUACGAAGAGAGGAGAGAGAGAGGAAGAAACAAUUAUCCCUCGUUUUUCUAUUCAAAUAUUAAUUCGACAAAUUUCCCGACAAAUUUCCGCCUUUAGCAGUCAGUCCCCAGGUCGGUACUCUCCCCUGCCCUUUGCUCGCCCCGCUCGUCACGACGAAGCUCAAGAGCCUAAGCUCUUUUUGUGCGUGCGUCCUCAUCGGUCUUCUUCCCUCCCCUUCCCGCAUCCCCCCCUGUCCAUUCUCCUCUCACGGAUUACGCGGCAAAGAUAAUAGACGACGGGAGGCCUUGCGAAUGGAACGGGCCGAGAAAACGCUCUCGUCCCUCUAGAACGUGACUAGAGCUAUCGAUCGGAGAUACGUACGCACCGUCGGUCAAGCGACAGAUCCCCGAUCGACGCUCUGACACAACGUCGUGCUAUCGUCGACAGGACGACCAUUGACACGAGGACACUGCCGGUGUUUCCUUCCCCUUUCCCUUCCCUCUCCCUUCGCCUUUGCCCUAUUCUUCUUCGCGCGCGCACGAAUGUCCCCGUCGAAUGUGACGAGGCGUCAUUAUAACUAUAACACGCGUCGCGCAUCGUCGCCGAAAACGGCGGUUCGCGCGAUGCGACCUUCCGAAAGUCACCACCUUCGUGGUGUCCGCCUCGUCGCGACCCGAGCCCGACACCCAAUGGUGCUUCCAAACGCGAAGACGAUGAACGGCUCGCGGCUACUUUCCUCUUCGUCGCAAGGCUAAUGCACGCAUGUAUGUACGCACGAUGCCGUGCUACCGAAGAGCUUCUACGUUCUUUGACUGUGAUCUGCAUAUCGAAAAUAGUCGGACGAGUCACAUUCUGAAAACGCGUUCUCCACUCGUUGAUACGACCUGUGUCUGCUUAUAUACGCGAGAGAUAAACUGCUGAACUAAAAAUUUGUACGCCAAAUUUGCAUUGUCCAGAGAUAGCUCGUAACUCCCGCUAAUAAAUCCUCUCACGGCGGUACGUUACUAGAUAAAUAGCGCUAAUUGGUAUUUAGUAAUUAUUCACGUUGUGAUAUUCUUCAGAUGAUUUCUAGCGAUUUCUACGGUACACUUUGCGCGAAGACUGUUCCGAGCCUCGAACGAGGUUUCGCGAACUUUUCUUCGCCGACGAUCUCGAAGAGUCAAAGUAUUUAGCGGCUAAAUCGUGUUUACCGAAAAAUUCGGCGGAUAUUACUUAAGCGGAGAAGUUAAUGGCGAUCAAGGGCCAGUUUCACCAACGUCGAUUAACUGUAACCUUCGAUUAAACUCACUCUUCAUCUCUUUCCAACUGUUCCCCUUAUAAAGAGACGAAGAGUGAGUUUAAUCGAAGGUUACAGUUAAUCGAUGUUGGUGAAACUGGCCCUAAGUGAUACUCGCAAAGUUCUACUACCUCGACCAGCGGUUUAACCCUCGGCUAUACAUAUCACGCCGGCUCUGAGUAACGUUUUCGACAUCUCUACACUACACCUCCUUGUAUCCGGACGAUCACGAAGAAUCAGUUAGGUGAUGUUUUUUCUUCGCGGAUAACGGCGUGUCAAGUACGAAUCGUGAGGUCAAACUUGAGGAGAAGCGUAUAACUUGGGGUAGAUUGUGCACCAGCGUCGACUAACCACGGUUCGUCAAGUCCCCUUUUCACGCACGUAAAAAAAAAAACAGCAAGGCAUUUAAUACAGUUAGUGUACAGUUAGAUCAGAGAACCUAGCUUUACCCAUUAAGCGCUUUUCUAUCCUUUUAAAUCUUUGGGUCCUAAUCAAAAUUUUUAGUCGCAAUUGGUAUUUAGGAGUUACCGGCGGCGACCAUGGGAUGGGAUAUUUGGGAAAAAAAGAGAAACAAUAGUUGAAAGUAGAGAUAAAAAAUGUAAUCUCUGCUCUUUUACUGACAAAUAUUCAAUUAAUAAAUGAUUUUAUCUAUUUUUUGAGUAGAAUUUUUGUUAUGGAUUUGUUAUGAAAUCAUUUAUUGGUUGAAUAUUUGUCAAGAAAAAGGCAGAGCUUACUUACUUUUUCACUUCCACUGUCAAUCAUUAUCAUUUCUUUCAGAUAUCCCACCCCGUUGCAUUGCCGAUAAGAUUUUCAAAAGAGCAACUCUUUUUACCCCUAAAUGCCAAUUAUGGUUUAAAAAUUUUAAUUAGUAUUCGAAUUAUAAGAUAUUAAAACAGAAAAUCGCGUAAGAGUUUCCCAAGACUUAAUGGAUUAAUUAAGCAUUCCUCCUUACACUUCGUAUUACUCGCAACCAAAUACUGUUGGCACAAUCAACCCUCGGAGUACUCGUUUAACUUAACGGUGAUAAGGGCAAUGACGUGAGCAAUGUGAUUUUUAUAACGGGUAUUUUAAUGAGUGAAAGGUGUUUGCGCACUCUCACUGUGUCUCGUUUGUUCAAACGAUAUAGCUCACUCGAGAUGUUUCGGCCAAUAGGUGUUCACUGAGAGAAACAAUCAAUUCUUCCAAUAUUUCUAUUAUAUUUAGCUGUAAUUAGCGCGAUUAUCAAUCGCGAUAUAGCGAGGUGUAGACGAAGCGAUCCUGUCUUUCUGUAGGCGUUCUGUACGCGAUGUUUCAGAAUGUGACCGGCAGAAGAGACGACGAAUGUUCAGACACGUCACAGACGUUAGCAUAGACUCAACCUACUGAACACGGUGUCUCAAAUCGAGACAUAAGAUGUCUCAGAGACAUCAUAUCAUAAGACGUCUUGAAGAUGUCUUAAUGACGUCUUUUAUAACAAUAUUUAAUUCGUCUACACGACGGUUUUUUUUCCAAGACAUCAUAUGUCCCGAUUUGGGACACGAGGAGUCAGGAAAUUGUGCGAUAUACGCGAAAUACGUAAAAAAAUCCGUUUUCUCUUCUAGACGGUUAAUUUGGCCGAUGAUUUUUUUUCUCACCGAGUCGACGGGUUUGCGGUCUUCGAUUUCGUGUUGCACGGUACGCACCAUUAGGUGUUGGGUACGACGACUAUCAAUCGUCAAUCGCGAUUCUCGCUUUGGACGAUGGUCGUCGUUUCGCGUCUUCUGUAAUCUCGGCGGACCCUCGACAAAAGUAAUCCCCUGCGUUACCUUUCCCCCUGCGCACUAUCGCUCGACAAGUGUAACUUCCUUGUAUCUCGCUAGUCUUGAAAAUACGCCGCACGUAUUUGUCCAUUGCGCUCGAACGAUCGAAUUUGAUUUUGAGUUGUAUCUGCAAUUGGUAGAAAUUGGUAGUCUCGCACGUUACUCUUAUUUUUCUUUGCAGUUUAGCGCGUGGAUCCUGAAGCCGUUGACGCGCCCCCCUAAAUAACGCGGGCCGUCUUUCGUCGUUUUUUCGAGAUUACCGCGGAGCGCGUGCAUGUGAAACGAUUGCACCACAACUCAAAUUAUAAAAUUUUUCUGUGCACGAUAUUUUCUCAAAUUCCUCUUAUUAAAUUACACGUGGGUUCUUGAAGUCGCGACCACAUGAAAAAGGUGUAUCAUCUUUGAAACGAUUAACCCCAACAGCGGACGAAGUAACGGAGGGCAUGAUGAGUGAGCGGGAAGCAAGAGGCAUUGCGUGAGAAUGAGAGAACGUGCGAGUGCGUGUACGUGUGUGUGCGCAUACGUGAGAAGCAGAGAGAAGGAGCCAUAAGCUGCAGCAAUAAUAUAAUUAUAGGUGUUAUGGAAAACAAAAAAUUAAGGAAUAAUUCCAUCGGCGGAAUGAGAAAGAAUGAGCGAUUACUGUAUGACACGGAUAUGUAUACAUAUACAUAUUUAAAAAAACAUAUAUAUAUAUAUAUAUAAAUAGAUAGAUAGAUAGGUAGAUAGAGAGAAGUGUCACGAGGAGAAAGAAAAUUACUAUUAAUAUUGACAAUUAUAUAUUAUUAUUGGCAGCGCCUAUAUAUUGCUCCUCGACAGAUUUAAUGUAUCAGGCGGAGUGCUGACGACGUUAAUGUUAAUGUUUUGUUGAGUAUAUUAUAAUUAUUACGAACGUUGAGGUGCAUACAUUCUACAGAGAAGAUUAUGGGUUAAUGUUUAAACGGAAGGAGGAGAAAGAGAGAGAGAGAAAGAAAGGAAAAUGAUAUAACGGUGAAUACAAUUACGAUUUUGUGCACCGCGCGUUUAAGUGCGCGUUGCUGUAAUAAUUAACAUUAAAUAAUAAUAAUAACGAUGAUUAAGAAGAUAUUAAGAUCACACCUUGCAUUGUACAGAAAGCAUAAUAAUUGUUAGUUUAGGUAGAACAAACAUUACGAUCUACUAUCUAAUUAUAAUCCAAUACGAUUAAGAUGAUCUAAGAUUUAAUCGCGUAAUCCCUCUGUCACGAGUUACUGCGGUCGUUGAUAGGUAUACCGCUCUCUGAUAUUUAUUAUCUGGCUGAUAAAUGGAUUUCGUUCGAGGAGAGGAUGCUUUGUUCGUGCCGUCGAGAAGCUUCGCGUUACUUAAAAGAGAAGGAGGAGAGAUCCUUUCGGUCACCGAAGAAGGUAAAGAGAAAUAAAGGAGUCACGCGGGCGCGAAAGCCUCCUUCUCUUUUUAAACUAUACGUUUUCAUCUUUCGGCCCCAUAUUCGUAUGUUCUAAUCUCCCCGUGCUCCAUCGAGUCGCCUAACUGAACGUGUCGCGUGACGCCCCGUAAGGCGAAUGCAAACGUUUUUUUCUUCUUCUCAUUGUUUAAAUCCACAUCGAUCUUUCGUGCAGUCUUGUUCACGUGCGAUCGCCUUAUUUCUCGGAUCAAUUGGAUUUCCGUAACGGAUCGUCGUGACGAGUCUGUCCGGACCAUUCGAUGUAUCCGCGCUCUCGCAGAAAUCCACAGCCUCAGAUCUCGUAAUUUUAGCUUUAUAGCGAACUCCUCGUGGUAGGAAUUUUGAGAGAGAGAGAAAACACCUAUCGUCGUCAAUUUCUUAUUGCUAGAUAAAGAGAGCGCGCGCGCGCGCGAGAGAGAGAGAGAGAGAGAGAGAGAAAGAGAGUGAGAUUCUAUAAGAAUAACAUUAUCGGCGCACGACAGUUAACUGUACGUUAAACGAAUCUGGCCUAAAGAUUUAAGAUAUGUCGCAUUUCCUCGUUACUAUCAAUUGAUCGAUCAUCCCGACGUUCAUCCUCGUCUCAUCCAGGACCGUCCCAGUCCCCCGGGACUAAGGAAUCGGCCGUACGGAUGUUUAUAAUUAAUCUCGUUGUCCUUAAUCUGUACGAUUUUUAUCGCUUUCGAUUUUGCUCGUUUCAACGCUCGAAAUCCUUUUCACGUUCGCGAUUUCGUCAUAUCACUAUCGUCAGUUAAGACGCAAGAAAGCAUUUCCUUGUUUUUUUUUGUUUUUUUUUAAUCUGACGACUUAAAGAGCAGCGAACUGGAGCAACGCGUUCAGAGUCGGCUCUCUGUCGCUAAUUAGGAUCGCGGAAUCGGUGAACGUUGUUUCCUCGCGAGCGUCUCGUUAGGUAGCUAAUUGCGGAAGCUGGCACGUCUUCCUUGAGAAGCUUCAUUCUUUUUUGUCCCGAGCGCGCAUGCAGAACAUUGCCCCGCGGUUUAAAGCGCAGCAAAACGUGUCGAGAGGGAUGAACUAUGAAGAAACAUAACAAAACGACAAACCUAGUGACACAAUUUCCGUGUUCUCGAAUUAUAUUUAUUCAUCGCGAUUAUAGCCGGAGUUACGUACUGCGGGAGUUCGAAUAGAAAGAGAGUGAGAGAGAGAGAAAGGAGGAACAUCGGUUUAAUCAUUAUAAAUACGCUAUUUCAUUGCAUUUGUACGUAGAAUAGGAUAGAAAAGAAAGAUUGUGCGGCGGAUUGAUCUACGUAGAGAUCUUCGGACGCGCGAUCCAUGACAUUUCCGGACAUAAAAACAAACACGCGGAAGAGAAAGAAGAGAGAGGAAAAGAAGAAUAAUGAACGCAGGCGGAGGGAUCCUCUGGUGUCCGUGAACAUGUGGGUCGAUGUCAUGUCGGUGCAAUUAUUAAAUACGAGAGGCUACUUCAAUAAUCUUAUGAGUGUCAAUUCCAAUUUCAAGUGUAAAUUGUAAUUUCGUGAGAGUCCUAAGAGAAAAGAACGAAAAAAAGGAGGGGAGAAGAGAGAGAUGAUGCGGCGUCAAACGACAGAAGAGAAGAAUCUUAAACGGUUUAAAAUAAAAAAAUAUAAGAGUCGCACGCGCGUAUCACGGCGUGGCAAAGUGAGAUUAUUAAUAAACUUAAUUUAUCGAAACCGAUAAGAAAUAUUAGGAGCGAAAGGGAGCGUGUUUGUGUGUAAGAGAGAAAGAAACGAAAUGUGUGCGCGAGAGAGAACGAAUGAGAAAGAGCGAGAGAAGAAAGAGAAAAUGUUAAAUUAAAAAAAUAAAAAACUAAAAAAAGACAAACUAAAUCGUAGCACGUGCAGGAGUAACAGAGAUAAUGGAUACUUUUUAUUGUAGGUAUUUCAUAUAGAUGAGAUUCGUAAAAGUAAUAAAAAGGAGCAUACUGUAUUAAACAGGAAUACUUACCGAAAGAGGAACUCUAAGGUCAACGGUGUUUUUUCUGCCUAUACGUAUAUCCGACAUCUCGCGAGCGCGCUGUGUAAUUUCUCUCCGCGUAUAAGAAACUUAAAUGCUGAAACGAAAAAGCCGCAAAAAGGGCAUAAAAAAAAGAAAUCAACAGCAGACGCGUCAAUAUAAAAAUCUGGCAUUUUACGUUCUUAUCUCUGACUAUAAAUGAUAACUGUUUACUAUUACUAUUAUUAUCACCGGUCAUCAUCGUCAUCAUUGACACUGUACAAAGUCGGCAAUAAUUUUAAGAAACCCGCCCCUGAGACUCGUCUUAUGUAACCGUUCGGGGACGAGCGAGGUAAAAGUACAUCUCGCCUCGUCGGCUCCGAGGGAGCCUUCACUUCCGAUUUCACACAGGAGGAACCACUGAAUCUUACAAGUUGGAGAGAGAGAGAGAGUGAGGCCAACAUUCAGACAAUGAAACUAUCCAAGAAAUAUCCGAGAGAGACUAGAAACGUUUGAUCCGCGAGUGAUAAUCGUCUGUUUUACAUAGUGAUUACACAAUUACCGCGAAAAUGGAAAAUGGAAAUACAACUUGGAAAAAUUAAAGAAAAUAACAAUUAGAACGAAUUAAAGAAACACAGUAAAAACAAAAUUUUUAAAUGCUAAUUAAGGAGAGAAUUGUGUAAAUUGAAACUUUAAUUAAAAGUUUCCUGAGAAAUAUAUUAAGCUGCAAAAAGAAAGUAGUUUAUGUUUCAAACUUUAUGUAAUCAAUUAAUCAAAAUUGCAAUUAGUUUCGUUACGUACGAAGUUACCAAUUAUUGAUCCUCGCAUAUAACUUUUUGAUUCCACUGAACAACGAUACAAAUUAUCGCGGUUUAUCUUAUAAAUAAUAUUUACCUUAAUUUUCAAUAUUUGAUAAUUUGAUAGAAUAUGUAAAUGAGUAUAUAUUUUCACUAAUAUCAUAUAUUUAUUGCAUUUUCUAUUUAUUUAAAGUAAAUAUUUUUUCUUAAUACGAUCACUCGCAAAUCAAAUGUGUAUGACAUUCUCAAUCUGCAAACAACGUUGGUUGAUUUCGAUCGUAUCUCAAGCAAUUAUCUGUCUGUUUCUAGCAUUAGUUCUAAGAAAAGGCAAUAAUCGAUUAGAUAUUACAUCUACAAUCAACCGAUAUUGGCGAAAACAAGCAACAAGCAAGAUAUUUCUCGGACUUUUAUUGUUCGGAUGUAAUGACGCGAUUAAUUCUGCAAUAGAGAUAUAAUACGAUGAUCAAGUGAAUGUGCCCUUUCGUCGUGUAAUCAAGCACAAAGAAAAAAAUCCCUUUUACGAGCGUACGUAGCAGUAGGCCUCUAGUCGAGUGCGUCCGGCAAAGAAAUCUAGCUGCCUUCGAGAACAUCGCUGCAAAACUGUAAUCUCGUCUCGCUGGCCGCACCGAAAAAAAAUGCUUUUGGCUUUUGCAGUACAAUUUUCGCUAUAUGGAAAUCGAUACUAUUAUCGUUAGAGCUCUCAUCAUUUCGGAAUCUGUGUAUAUCACUCUCUGGCAACUGCCAGACGCGGCUGGCGAAAAAAAAUUUAUCGCGAAAUCCAGUGUGUCGAAUGCAGUUAGAAAUCACCGGAUUGCGCCACGAAAAGUAAAAAGAUAUAAAAUAAAAACGCGUUUAUUCUCUCGACCAACGAGACUCGAAGCAGCGGCUCGUGUCAGGAAGGGCAUCAGCUUUCGGCCUCGAGAUCGCGGCUUUAUAAUAUCAUCGCGGUGGCACGCGAGCUCGGAAGAUACCUAAGAGAUAUCUGAACGACAUCUAAAAACUUUGACUGCCUAAAGAAAAAAAGUACGGCAAGUCUGAAGAAUUGGGACAUUAAAAAAAGAGACAUCUGAAAGAUUGAAAUAUUCAAGUUUAAACGUCUAAAAAAAUUACGAUGUAGGAUAUAUCUAAAAGAUUGGAAAAUCAGAUAGUCUGAAUUAUUUAGGCCAUUCCGAAUACGAGGACAUCAUCUGAAAAAUUACGGUAUCUCGUGUCAAGUACUUUUCUAGACCAUUUAGGCUGUCUGGUACGAUCGAUUCCUCCUGAGAAAAAAUAAGUCCCAAUUCGGCAAGACGCGAUCUCCGCUCCUUCCGGCGCGAAUCGCCAGUUUCCGCUCGUGCCGCACUCAAGAAACAUCAACGAUGUAAGAAUAACGACUCUCGAUACUCACACACUCAUCCACAAAAGCGAAAAAAAAGAAGAAGAAAGAGAGAGGAGGAAAGUCAAGCGUUCACUGUACAAUUAUAUUCUUUUACGUUGUAACGACUCUUACAAUUGAGUAGUCGGGUAGAAUAUUUUGCAUUACCGAUAACAACAGUAGCGUAUCACGAUCGUCUUAACCCCUAAUUUUAUAUAUCAUUGGAGAUAAGUAAUCCGCAAAAAUAAAGAUUAUAACCAGCACUGCAGUGAAGUUACUAUACAUCUGUAGAUAAGCGGUUCGCAAGGAGAAUUCAAAAAACCGACACGAUGUUCAAUGUAUUUAAUGAUCUUCUUCGAAGGGUGAAGAAUAUAUGAAUAUAUGGGGAAUAAAAGAAAAAGAGGGAGCGGUUUGGUUUCUUGGGUUCCUCUCAGCAUCUCCUCCAAUCCUUCUCUGUAAAUGCAAGAUGCCGAUCGUGACCGGCGAAAAUGACGUAGUCAUAAAAAAUGAAUCUUUAUCUGUAUUUAUCUGCAUAUGGAUUUAUUGUAGAUAAUAUUUUGUAAGAUUUACAAGCUAUGUAGGAAACAGGCUCGCUUAUUACUGAAUAGCUUUGAAAUCGCAAAUAAAUAAAAUUUCACGCUGACUAAACGUUACACAUAAUAAAAAAAAAA